This is a messenger RNA of Papaver somniferum (opium poppy), 2658 nucleotides long. RefSeq names its product putative disease resistance RPP13-like protein 1. Bases 8 to 2284 code for a protein of 758 amino acids. The record is from RefSeq and is a predicted model, not a curated record. The transcript is spliced from 3 exons. NCBI's taxonomy places the organism in Eukaryota, Viridiplantae, Streptophyta, Magnoliopsida, Ranunculales, Papaveraceae.
CUGUUGUAUGUUUCCCAAGGAUUGGAAAAUGGACAGAGAAACAUUGAUUCGACUAUGGAUGGCAGAAGGAUUCUUUCAAUCAUCCGAAAUGUUGAACUUGAGAUCUAUUGAAGAUAUAGGAAAUUAUUAUUUUCAGCUUUUGUCGUCGAACUCCUUUUUUCAAGAUUUAGAGAAGGAUGAACUAGGUGUUAUUAUGAGGUGCAAGAUGCAUGAUGUUGUGCAUGAUCUUGCAAUUAGUGUUGUGGGUAGUAAUGAAUUUGGAAUUGUGAAAGUAAGUGCCGGCAAGGAAGAUGUUUCACAAGUUCGUCGUCUGCAACUGAUAUGUGACAUCGGAUCGUCAACAACAACUUCCCAAGUGCUUCGCAAUGCAAAGAAGUUGCGGACAGUGAUUGUGCUUCAUCCAGAAUAUUGUUCACAAGUUAUAAGUUUUUCUUCUGCUAAGCGUUUACGCAUAGUAUAUCCGCUCAGUGUUUGGGGUAAAAAAUACUCCUUCUCGGUUUCCAAGCUUAAACAUCUGAGGUAUCUGAACCUCUCAGACUGUGAAUUUGAUUCGUCACACGAUGUGUCAUUGAAUCAUUCCUACAAUUUGCAGACAUUGAUACUGCGUAGUUGCAAAAAUGUUUCUGGGUUUCUUGGCGAAAUGGGGCAUUUGAAAUAUUUGAGGCAUCUCGACGUAUCAUAUUCUGAUAUUAAAGUUCUACCUGAUGAUUUUACUGUACACCUUACUAAUUUGCAGACAUUGGAUCUCCAACGAUGUAAACAGUUUCAGGCCUUACCCGAAAAAAUGGAGUCUUUAAAAAAGCUAAGUUAUCUUAACCUUUCUUAUUCAUCAUCGAUUACGAAGAUACCUGAUUCCGUCACUUUUCUUAGCAAUUUAAUAACGUUUGAUUUUGAGGAUUGUUGGAACUUAGAGGCGUUACCUAGAGAACUAGGGGCGUUGACACGGUUAAGGCGCCUUGAUUUUGCAGCUACUAAGAUAAAAGUAUUGCCUGAAUCAUGCAUUAGCAACCUCUAUAAUUUGGAGAUAGUGAAUUUCGGUUGGACCUGUGAGCUUCCCAGGGAAAUUAAGAAUUGGCCGAAAUUAAGAAGUUUUAAACACCAGAGAGGUGAUACAAUGCCUAGAGGUAUAGAAAAGCUAACCUGCCUUGAAACAUUAUGGCCAUACAUGGUAAGGAAAGAAGAAGAAGAUAACUGUUCUAAUGGUCACAGUGGGAUAAAAGAGUUAGCAGACCUUAACUCCCUUCAGAUGUUGAUUAUAAGUAGUCUAGAGAAUGUGAGGGGAGGAAAAGAAGAUGCAGAGAGAGCAAAGUUAAAGGAUAAGAAAAAUUUGAGAGAACUAAAGCUAAAUUGGAGAUCCAAUGGAGAUGAUGAAUAUGAUGAUAUGGUUCUGGAGGGUCUUCAACCUCACCAAAAUUUGAGAAAAUUGGUAAUAAGUGGAUUCUCAGGUAUCAAGCUUCCGACAUGGAUGGGGACAUUGUCCAGUUGCAUGCUUCCGAAUUUGGUUUCAUUAAUGUUUGGGAAUUGUAAGAGAUGUGAGAAGCUUCCAUCACUAGGUAUGCUCCCAAGUCUUAGGGAUCUUACAAUUUUGGGAUUAAAGUCAGUCAAGUGUUUAGGUAGAGAAUUUUACUGCCAGCAGCAACAUGAAGAAGAAAAGGGCGGUAAUAAUACUCAGAAGUCUACAACUACAACAGUAUCAUUUUUCCCUUCUUUAGUUGAGUUGGUUAUCAGUGAUAUGCAAAAUCUUGAAGAAUGGGUCGCUCCUGUUAAUGAAAAUUCUUUCCCUCUCCUUGAGAAGCUAAACCUGCAGUAUCGUCGAAAAUUGAAAAGCGUACCAAACUCAUUUCCUUCUCUUAAGCAAUUGCAUUUAGUCGCAACUAACGACAAGGAAGUAAACUCAAUCUUAUCCGCCACCGCAAGAGGAGGAUGUCUGAAGUAUCUCACAUCCAUUCAAAUAGAUCAUUCUCCAGAGAUGAUAUAUUUCCCACUAGGCAUACUACUCCAAAACAAAACUCCGAAUCUUCAUUCUCUGUUGAUCAAUUAUUGCUCUGAGUUUCAAGGUUUUCGUGAUGAUGAUGACCAUCUAAACAACAACUACAGCAACAGUUCUAUCCAAAGAUUUGAAAUAUAUAGUUGUCCUGUCUUAACAUCUCUACCGGAUUUAAGAUUAUGGACUUCUCUUCGGAAAUUAGUCUUACGGAAGUGCGACAAAUUAAAGGAGUCUAUAUCCUAUGAUCUCAAGACAUCACUCUCCUCUCUUGAUUCACUCCAUGUCGAUUUUCUUUAAAGAAAAAACCCGCAGCUAGAAGAUCCAGGUGCUCAUAAUGUCAUGUUUAAUUUGUUGAAGAAGUGGAUGGCAGCUGCAACUCAUCCAGUUACUACCAACAGAAUUCCGUGAGACAUGGGCAUUUGUAAGACGCCAAGUGGAAGAUGCUGGUGAGUGGUGAGGAAUGUUCAAGAGGCUAUGUAUUUGGCGGAAGCUGUAGCUUAGUCCAAGCUUUAAUGAAGGGAAUGUCUCAGGGAGGUCCACCGGCGUUAAAUUACUAUUACUGUGGAUGCUAAGAUUUCUUGUUAUAUUUACUCAGUUGUUCUGUUUGUACUCUUGUAAUAUCCUUGUAAUAACCAUGGUUGUGGUUCCUGAUAAUACAAACUGAUGCAAAU